This is a messenger RNA of Trichomonas vaginalis G3, 1839 nucleotides long. RefSeq names its product zebrafish ch73-193c12.2-related family. Gene Ontology annotation, cellular component: microtubule cytoskeleton. The coding region runs from base 1 to 1839 and encodes 612 amino acids. Lineage: Eukaryota; Parabasalia; Trichomonadida; Trichomonadidae. The transcript has a single exon. The record is from RefSeq and is a predicted model, not a curated record. Gene Ontology annotation, biological process: microtubule cytoskeleton organization.
AUGAAUUUAACAAUAUUUUCUUUAUUAACGAAAAACUACCAAGAAUCUCCUCUUUUCGCAAGUAGGAGUAAUCUUCAGUUUUCAAAGUGCACGGCUUCGAAGUUUUUCUCGCAUUUUGCUUUAAAUCCGAAAAAUUUGCAAUUGCGGAAUUCAAAAUUCAAUAAUUUUCUUCGUUCUGUUGUUAGUUCGUCAGCAAAUAGUUAUUCAUUUAGUGGCCUAUACGUUGAUGACGUUGAUCUUAGCAAUUCUUUCGGAAAUAUCACAAUUGACAGUAGUACUUUCGCCAAUUGUUCUAAAUGCAUAUAUUCAUCGGGUAACACUGACCUAAACAUCCAAAUCACAUCAUCAAUGUUUGUAAAUCCUAAAUAUUCCGCAAUAGAAAUUACUAAAAUCAAAACUGGCUCUUUUUCGAAACUUUGCUUUACGACAACUACUUACUCUCAAGGAAUGCUGAUCUCCAUCGAAGACUCUUCUUCUGGAAUUUUUAAUUACGAUUUUAUUUCUGUAAUUUCAGAACUAAACCAGCUCAAGUUUUCGAUUUCAAAUGAUGGAAUCGCAUUUACAAGUAACAAUGUAUCUAACGGAUACAAUUUCGGUUUACUUCAAGAAAGUUAUAUUAAUUUUCGCUAUAAUUUCAUGCAAAUUCAAAUGAUUUCAAUGAAUUCUCCUGCCACUGUAUAUAAUUCUAACUUUGUUACAUUCUCAAGCCUUUCCAAUAAUGCUUUUGUAACUUUUGUUGGUUGUUAUUUCAAUUCAAACACUUUUUAUGGUUUUUCCUCUUGUUACUUUUUCAAUUGUACCAUUAUAGCUCAAACUAUAGUAACUAAUAACGUUUUACUUAUGGAUUGUGUUACAACUGGUGAAAUGCCAGAACUUUCACUGUAUUCCACUAAUUCCUGUAUACAAUACUACUCAUUCUAUCAAACAAGACCCAUUCCUAUUGAAAUUGGCUCAAAAGGAAUAGCUUCUCUCCAGAAUAUUUUGAGUAUUUUGUUCUUUGUCAUAGGAAUCAUAGUUCUGAUACUUCUCAUAGUAUUUAUAAUAUAUUUAAGGUAUAUUCGCAAGUCUCCCAUCAAGGCAUUCAAUGGUUUCAUCGCUCAAGAUGGCGAAUCCGCCCAACAAGACAAUGUUUUCAACCUAAUGGUCAGCCAUCAGAAUGGUGAUUACCUGGAUAUUGUUAUUGAAGACGCAAUUGUCACAGAUCCGUUCCUCGAUCAGAUGAAUAAUGCAAAAGACCGAAACAGAGUGAACCAAGGAAUAGAAGAGAAGCGCCGCGCAAUGAGAAACGAGGCCAACCUCGAAGCAAUGCGCCGCCGGUCUUCUACAGCCACAAACAGUCGAAGGCCAAGUAGCAGGAGAAGCAGUGCCACAAAUUCACAAAUGUUUGAGUCAUCUUCAAUAGACAGAGAAGAAAUGGAGAGACAGAAGAAGAUUGAAGAAGAAAAGAAGAAGAUUGAAGAAGAAAAGAGGAAGAAAGAAGAAGAGGAAAGAAAGAAGAAAGAGGAAGAAGAAAGACUGAAAAGAGAAGAAGAAGAAAGAAUCAAAAGAGAAGAGGAAGAAAGACUAAGAAAAGAGGAAGAAGAAAGACAAAGAAAACGUAAAGAAGAAGAGGAGGAAAUCGAAGCUUCUUUGUCUAUUUCGGUCGAUGAAGAUGAAGAAAAUGAUAAAAAGAAUGAAAAACCAAAAGAAGAGAAAAAGAAGAAGAGUGAAAGUGAUUCUGAUGGAUGGGGCAAUUUGUCUGAUUCGUCUAGCGAUAACAAUAAUGCAAAGGACUUAUGGAACUUGGAUUCCGAUGAUGACGACGGAGAUGUCGAUGCAAAGAAACUUUGGGAUGAAUAA